CCUCCUCGGUCUCGUGCGGGCUGGUGUGGCGCUCGGCGCUCGUGCUCCGCCGCGCGCCCGUGGUGGAAGGACGGCGGGCGCGUGUGGCCUAAACGCACGGAGAGGAGAGGAGAAGAGGCGCGCGCGAUCAGGUUUCGUCUGCUCAAGGAAUCUCCCCAGUGACUCCCAGGAAAGCCAGUGGCCGUAUUAGUGCGGAGCUGUUUUGUCAGAGAAUCCCCAGCGUACCUCAGCGCACCUCAGUGUACUUGUAUUGCUGAAGAAUGGCCGAGGUGUUGCCUCAGCCAGCCUACUUUCCCACAAGGAACCGUCUCCCUCCAGUACUGAGAGCAGCAGGACGUCCCAGGAGAGCCACCUGGAGGACACAGCCUGACCGAUCUGAGACGUUACCGGGGCUGGAGAGGAGACCCGCCGUUCUCAGAACUUCAGAAGCUCUGCACCCACUGAACCAAGAACCUGCACCCACUAACCCCAAGGACCUGAGUAUCAAGGAAGUGCUUUAUGAGGAAGACUUUGCUGCUCAUUGGAAGGACUUCCAUACAAGAUAGAAGAGCCAGAUUUGGAUUAUAACUUGGACAGCAGUGGCUGAAAAUUUCCUGGAGCAGGUUCUCGUUUCCUGUUUACUGAUACAUGAAGAUUUCAAGGUUUAUCCAGCGCUGAAAAUUGUGCUAUUUUCAUUGAACUUGUUAACUGUUACAUCAUUUGACAGUCUUGAAAAAACAAAUCCCAGGCAUUUCAUACAUCCAGAGGUUCUUUCCCUAUUUUAUGGAGGUCUCACAUUGUCCACUGAGCCCUCGGGAGCAAUCUGGAGAUCCAGAACACCCUCAACAUGAGUCUUCUCACAACAGUCCCCAGCCAACAUCUUCCUCAGAACAACAGCAAGCAGCCCAUUCUCAGCAGCAGCAGCAUGAACCAUCUCAAGCUAAACAGACAAAGCGACCUCGUCAUGAGAGGAAACGUCUCAGGCUACAGAAAAAAAAUGUGCUGGAAAUGGAGACUCUUGAAGGAGAUGCAUCAACAUGGGCUCCUGGAACGUCUGAAGACAACAUGGGAGUUUCUGGUGAAAAGCCCACUGAGGUCUCAGCCUCAUCAGUGCCAGCACAAGCCUGUUCCAUGGAGACCCAAGAAAGCACCCUGAAGCAGAAACGUGCGCGCAAACCUCAGAAGCCAGGGAAGUAUGUCUGCACCUACUGUGGUCGUGCCUGUGCCAAGCCUAGCGUUCUGCAGAAACACAUACGUUCCCAUACAGGAGAGAGGCCCUAUCCUUGUGCACCAUGUGGUUUUUCCUUCAAGACUAAGAGUAACCUUUACAAGCACCGGAAGUCCCACACCCAUAGAGUGAAAGCUGGUCUGACCACUGGAAGGGAGGGACAAGGCGGAAGCUGUCAUGAGGAGCCAGUUACAGAAUCGGAUGAAGAUACUGGUCACCCAUCUUCAUCCUUUACUCUUAAGAAUCAAGGUAUGAUACCCUCUCAAAUAACCUGCACAGAAGUGUCCCCCGAAGGGCAAUCCCAAGGAAUGGAGGAUUCCCAUGCUGUCAAAAAGAGACUAGCUAUGAGGCUUAGCAGAGGAAGACGUGCUCCUUUGGGGUCAUCUGAUGAGGCCUCCUCAUCAUUUGGGCUAGGCAGCAAGGGUAGUACAGAAUCAGGCUACUUUUCUCGCUCUGAAAGCACAGAAGUCUCCCAAGAAAGUCCACCUAACACGAGUGCCAAAAGCUAUGCUGAGGUAAUUCUUGGCAAAUUUGGCCGCCUUGGGAAUUUACAGAGAACCGCUCGACAACAGCAUGAACACCCUUCAGGGCAAGAAGAAAGGAGCAUUCCUUUCGCAGUGCCUAAAAAGCAAGUCAUUGACCACAUCACCAAACUCAUCACCAUCAACGAAGCAGUGGUAGACACAAGCAAGAUUGAUAGUGUCAAGCCCAGAAGGUUUUCUCUCUCCAGGAAGAGCAGCACUGAGUCAAAGGCAUCUCUUUCCAAAGAAACACUUCUUCAAAGUGCAAAAGAAAUUAGUUCAAAAAGUAGUGGGUCCAUCACUCUUGGGGUUCCAUGUGAGAAAUUCCAGCACCAAUCCGUCAAUGUCAGUCAGCCGGCCGACCCUUCAUCCACUGCUCCUCUUAUGCGAAGUCAUUCGUUACCAUCGGAUGCAAGUGCUGCGUCCACUGCUUGUUCACGUAGCCUUCGACUCAGCCAGUCAUUUGAAGAACAACAGCCAGCUCAUAAUAGGCGUCAUGGUAUGCUGAGACGCCAGCCUGCCAUUGAGUUACCCAUUGGUGCUGAAAUUAAUACUGAGGAACAGCCUAGUCCCAGCUCAUCAUUUCACCCCUCAAUCCCUACGGUGCCUGACUGCAAGCAAAAACAGCUAGAACCAUUUGAGUGUGAAGCAUGUGGUGUUGCUUGUAAAAGCUGGGAAAACUAUAAAACACACAAGCACCAUCACUGCUUGGGCCGUCUGUCUCACCAACUUGAAAUUCCCACAGAGGAACAUGGAAUAUUUUAUAAAGCCCGACCUGGUGCUUUAGCAAUGCGAAAGAGGAGAAAGGAAGAUAGUCUUGAACUUGAUGAUCCUGCCUUACCAUCAGUUGCCUUGCCAUCCACUUUUGCACCAUCGCAAGCAUAUACUGCAGCAUGUGAAAAGUCCAUUACAGAGUCUAUUGGGUCAUCCCAAGCCAAUGAGAAGGAGAGUGCUUUAAAAGGAGUGUCAGUGAUACAGCAUACUAGUUUAUUUGACAAACAGGAACCCACUCUAAGAAGCCAAGGUACUUAUGAGGCUUCUAUAGACAAACCUCCUUCUCAUGAUGGUCACCACACAUCUCACGCAAAGGAACAGAUGCCAACAAAGCCAGCAUUCCGCAAGCUUGUACGUCAACACAACGUUCAAGUGCCAGAGAUCCUGGUCACAGAAGAUACAGACAUGCCAGUGUCGCCCCGUCCAGACAUUUCUGAAAUUAAAGAGACUGAAAAAAUAGGAGAUUUCCAAUGGCCCCAAAGAAGCCCAACAUUGGCCCAGCUUCCAAUUGAGAAGCUGCCACCGAAAAAGAAACGACUUCGUCUUGCAGAGGCAGCCCAGUCAUCUGGAGACUCUAGUUUUGAAUCGCUAUCUCUGCCUCACAGUCCAAGUCAGGAUAGCUCCUUAUCACACACAUCCAGUCAGUCCACUUCACUUGAGGAACCUGUCAAAAGUGAUGAAAUGUUGUCAUCUAGAAGGUCAAGAGCCCUUCACACAUUGGCAAUCCCCACAGGUCCGCACCACCCACACCGAGAGAUGCGACGGUCUGCUUCUGAACAGGCACCCCAUAUUCCUCAGCAGACAAACCCCAUAGUUGAAGCCAGGAGUAAGUCCUUUGAUUAUAGUUGUCUCUCACCUGAUCGGACUCCUGCAGGCUGGAGGGAAAGGCGAAAAUGCCUUCUGAUAAGGCACUCUGCUGUAAAAGAACCAGAGGAAGAGGAUAUAACCCCAAAAGCUGUUCUUAGUGUAAACUCCUCCCCUCCAAGGACAGGCAUAUCCCCUAGGCAAAGCCCUGGCACUUUUCAAUCUCUUGGGCCUUCUACAUCCCAAAAUGUCUCUUUAGGCAAUAUAGUCCAUCCGCUAUUUGCUCACAAACAUGUCACCCAGUGGCAGCUAAAUCAGCCUCCUGGAAUUUCAGAGAACACCAUGGCUAUUCAAAAGAUCCCACAUAAUGUGUUGCAGGUAGCCCCUACGACUAACACAGACCAGUCUGAAGCCAGGGAAAGUCCACAGUGUCCAUCAGGUGCUGCAAGAGCUCAUUACUCCUCAGUGUCCACAGGUCUUAAGCUUAAGAUUCCCAUGGAGGACAACAUUGAGGAGUCAACUGCAAAUGCUCACGUGGUACACCUUUCCCAUUAUCAUCACUACCAGCAUUCCCAUCUCGAGAUUACUCCAAGCCAUGAGCUGUUGAGUCCUCGUGGAAUGCAGAGAGUACCAGUUCGUCUUCAUUCAGACUUACCACUUCAUGUCAACACUGUUUACACUACUCUGUCACAGAAAAGGUCUCAGGAUCCAAGCUGCUCCGAUGUAAGACUGAAUACCGUAGCAUCUAAUUUUGAUGUAAAAGAGCAACGGUCAGUGCCAGAGGGAUCCAUGUCCUCAGGUUCGGGAGGGAAUAAACGAGUUCUGUCCCCUACAAGCAGUGUGGAGCUCAGCCACGAUAGUCAGCAACAGAAAAGGGUGAAGGAAGAGGAGGAUGAGAAUAAUGAACAGAGCAACUCAAAUAGUUUGACUGCCAGCAACAAAGAAGAACGUGUAUUAAGUGCUCAAUGUAUAAUUUCCCCCAUAAGCAACAAAGAAACGCAGUUUCCUUCUCUUCACACAAACCCAACAUCCAGCUGGUGCUAUCUGAACUACAUUAAGCCCAAUCCAUCUGCCCAAAGCGACAACCAGAAUUCAGUCUAUUCUUCUUGGAGCGUAAGCACUCGGAAUCCAAAUCCUCCAGGCCUAACCAGCAAGGAAGUACUCUCCCUGUUGUACUGCAAGCAAAGGCAUUCUCCUUUCACCUACACUAUGGCAGCCAUGCCUGCUUCCACAGUGGGGAAACCAGAGGUACCUGAUCCCCGGAAACCCGAGGAGUCUGAGGUACACGCCCCUCAGCCCAAUGACCGCAUAGAGGUCCAGCAAGCUGAGCCAACUGUGAAAGAAGAACCACCAAAGGAGGAGGGAGAGGAGGAAGCAUGGUCUACCUCUAAAUGCAGUGAAAUCCCUCGAGUACAGAUCUGCGAAGGAGGAUACAGGUCGAACGAGGAGUACGUGUACGUUCGGGGACGCGGUAGGGGGCGCUACGUGUGCGAGGAGUGCGGGAUCCGCUGUAAGAAGCCCAGCAUGCUGCGGAAGCACAUCAGGCUGCACACGGACGCUCGGCCCUACGUCUGCCAGCACUGCAACUUCGCCUUCAAAACCAAAGGGAACCUCACCAAACACAUGAAGUCGAAGGCUCACGGUAAGCGCUGUCCCGAGGGAACCGCUCCGGGCCCUGUGCAGUGUGAACCGGAGACUGAGGAAGGAGGUGGAGGGGAGCACUCUGUUUUGCCCGAGGUCACCGAGGAGCACCAGUUCUCCGAUGUGGAGGACACAGACGAGGAAGAGGAUGAGGAUAACGAGGAAGGUGACGAGGAGGCGUCUCGCUCCUCUGCCUCCUCUGUGAGCAGAUCUCUCUCCAGCGAAGAUCCAGGUUCCCAAGCCAGUCCUGUUCUUUUGCCUAAGGCACAAGAACCCAGUGUGAGUCCGGCGAGGCCAAGCAAGCCUAUUAGAGCCGUUUCUCCAAACCUGUCUCAGUACGUAGAGACCCCCGUCGUAGGGGUGCCCUCGUCCCCCCUCUGCAGUUUCUCUCCCGGCCUGCAUUUAUCCCCCGCUCUGCCCCGCUCUCCAGGCCGGGACACGUCCCCUCUGCACUGCCUCUCUCCCAGGCUCAGCCUCUCUCCGGCCCCCUGCCAGUCCUCUCUGUCCCCGUCUAGCCGUCCGGUCUCACCGUUAUCGGCAAGACACCUGUCCCCGGUCCGAGCCCUGUCCCCCAUACGGCCUGCGUCUCCUAGCGGUCCGCUGAGCUCCGUCGUCGGGGCCAGUGUGAGCGUCCAACAAAGACCCUACAGACACAGAGAUCCAGUCAAGUCCUCGCCCAGCAGGUUCAGCCUCAAGACCAAGCUGGAGAAGAUGUGUAGUCCUCAGAGGAGGGGGUAUCAGCCCUCCCCUCCUCGCGGACUCCUGUCCAGGAACGGGACGGCCAGAGAAGGCCAACGGGUGCUGAGCCACCUGCCCCUGCACUCCCAGCCGCUGACCCCGAGCGCCUGCGCCAGCCUUAUGAUCCCCAUAGGGGGAAUCCAGAUGGUCCAGUCCCGCUCCGGCCUCCGGCCAGGCCUCAACUCGGCCCAGAAGACCCAACCCGCGCUGCGUAAGCAGAAGGAGGUGAAGGGGAGUCCUUCGGAUCAGGAUCAUCAGCGUGGGUCUGCGCGUGGAGAGCACGAAGACAAGAAGAGGGAUGCUCCUAGCGUUCCCUUGACAACGUGGAAGUGUAUCUCUCAGAGGAAGGAGAGGAAGCGCAUGGACAGGGCGACCGCCUGCCGCACCAGCCCUCUCACGCACUUCCACAGAAGCACUUUGAUCAAGCAGAACACGUCGACAGACAGUGUAGCAACGCCCAAGAGCACUUGGAGUGAAAGGGCCUCGUCCUUCUCGAGCGCCAGAGAGAACUCGAUCAGGGAGAGGAGCCUGGUCUCAGUGCCGGGGGCAAACGCAGCCAAGGUGGACAGAAUACCCUAACACAGGGCCAUUCACUUUCAGCCCUGGAGGGCUGGAGUCCAGCGCAGGGUGCUGCUUUUCCUCCUCAGGCACGACGGGUUCUUCUCAUCUGGUGUUGGUCUUACAGGGUUAAUAUUCAUAAGCGCUUAUGAGAUCACAACUGGGGACAGCUAUGAGAAAUGUUGGGCUAAAUAUGGAAAGCAGAGUUAUUAGAGCUGGAACUAGUUAUUACGUCACGGUUUCAGUGUAUAUCUCAAUAUACUGUGGGGUCCAAAACUCCGAGACCGCUUUGAAAAUCUUUGAUUUGUUUUACUUAAACUUGGAAAUGAGCAACAGAACAUUUAAGAAUUUUGAAAACAGAAAAAUAAAGAAAAGCUAAGAACAAAUAUUCAGGAUUCUGCACGAUGUCGGAAAGGAAAGGAAAGGAAAACUGAAUUUCUGUACUUGCAAAAUAAAAAAA
This is a messenger RNA of Pygocentrus nattereri (red-bellied piranha), 6703 nucleotides long. It is a transcript of the gene hivep3a, whose product is annotated as HIVEP zinc finger 3a. Gene Ontology annotation, molecular function: RNA polymerase II cis-regulatory region sequence-specific DNA binding; DNA-binding transcription factor activity, RNA polymerase II-specific. The record is from RefSeq and is a predicted model, not a curated record. Gene Ontology annotation, cellular component: nucleus. The transcript has 10 exons. NCBI's taxonomy places the organism in Eukaryota, Metazoa, Chordata, Actinopteri, Characiformes, Serrasalmidae. Gene Ontology annotation, biological process: regulation of transcription by RNA polymerase II. The coding region runs from base 763 to 6264 and encodes 1833 amino acids.